AUGGACGCGCUAUUAGAAUCGGGAACCCCAAAUCAAGCUCUCGUAAGACGCGCCCGAUACGUCCAAGAAAGUCGUUCGCUGGAUCUAAUAGGCCAUUUUCAUUGUGACGUCUUUAAUCAGGAUAAAUUUUUAAUUAAUGGGGUAGAGGUUAGAAUGAGAUUCGUUCGCUCGAGAGAUGCGUUUUGUCUCAUGGAAGCCAACUCAACGUCGAAAAUACAUAUUCUAGAUGCUAGUUUGCUCAUAAGAAGAGCAAAAAUAAGCCCCGGAGUGUUACUCGAUCAUGCGAGAAUGUUGAGUAAAACAACCGCCAAGUAUCCUCUGACACGAGUCGAAGUUAAAACGUUCACGAUUCACGCAGGAGUGGUAGGAGAAUCGAUUAAUAACGCGAUACUCGGCCAGCUUCCAAAACGCAUAAUAGUCGGAUUCGUUGAUAACAAAGCGUUUAACGGCGAUAGAAAGCUAAAUCCAUUUAAUUUCAAAAAUUUCGGCAUAAAUUUCUUAUUGUUAUAUGCCGAUGGCAUGCAAAUUCCGAGCAGACCGCUGCAACCAAAUUUUUCAAAAGAUGAACCGCUCUACAUCGAGGCUUAUAACACCCUCUUCUCGGGAAUCGGCAUUCAUUUUCUAAACGAGGGGAAUUCCAUAAGCAGAGAAGAUUAUGCCGAUGGAUUCACGCUUUUCGCUUUCGAUCUCACUUCCGAUCUAUCGGCAAAUUGCGCAGAACAUUGGAAUCUUGUCAGAUAUGGAAGUUUACGAUUGGAGGUACGAUUCGAAAAGGCGAUUACAACAACGAUUAAUUGUAUCCUUUACGCAGAGUUCGAAAACGUGAUGGAAAUCGACUCUUCGCGUCAAGUCAUUGUAGAUUUUAACGGAUAA
This is a messenger RNA of Pogonomyrmex barbatus (red harvester ant), 873 nucleotides long. RefSeq lists its product as uncharacterized. The record is from RefSeq and is a predicted model, not a curated record. Lineage: Eukaryota; Metazoa; Arthropoda; Insecta; Hymenoptera; Formicidae. Gene Ontology annotation, biological process: deoxyribonucleotide biosynthetic process. Gene Ontology annotation, cellular component: cytosol. Gene Ontology annotation, molecular function: ribonucleoside-diphosphate reductase activity, thioredoxin disulfide as acceptor.